AUGGAGCGACGAACGCUCCUAUGUCUGUUGGUUUGUUUACCGGCGUCGGCCGUGCUGCGCCCGGGAUUUGGCGGUGUGUUCUGUUCGGCCAUUUCUUUCCGAGACAGUGCGCUCGACAGCAGCCAUGAGAGUCUAGACAUUUCAAGCGAAGCAAGUCAGUUGUGGAGUGGAGAGGAGGAAAACGCACGCCGUCUCGAGGAAUCGGGGGACGUGGCCGCGCUGUUGGACGCCGACUGGCGCAUCCGCGGUACCUCUGGCGAAGAACCCGCUUCGCUGAGAGCGCUGCAAGACCUCGAAACGGCCGAGUCUGCUCUCCCUGCGUCGCCCGUUGCUGACGCUCCAGCGACCGGUGACGCGUUUCCUUCGUACAUGCCCCUGGCGGAACUGAACAGCGAGGGCCAGCGCGUGUUUCCCAACGGGAGCGUUGUGCCGAUUCCGGAAAAAGACUCCGACGGUCUUCCCGUGAUAGGGUGGCGACCGAGCGAAGAUGGCGAGGACUUCACUGUGACGCUGCUUACUGCGACGGGAGACCUGAAAGAAGUCAAGACGACGAAGCAAGAGCUCCAGGACAGCAUCCUCAAAGGGACACCCCUCGAUUUCAAGAUUGUCGACGGCUCCGAAGACGAGGUGGUCUCCCCCCAACACCACAAAUGCAAACUUCAGGGCUGUUUCAGUGCAAGUUUCAGCAUGAUGCCCAUGCCAACCCCGAUGCCCAUGCCAACCCCGAUGCCCAUGCCGAUGCCCGUGCCGAUGCCCAUGCCAAUGCCCAUGCCGAUGCCCAUGCCUUACCCAACUCCCGUUCCUACUCCGAUGCCGAUUUACCCGCCAGUCCAUCAGAAAGUCCAGGGCGGCUUCACAAACCAGAACGCGUGGUUUUCGGGAGGGUCUUCGUCGCAGUCAGGGUUCUACGGAGCCUCGACUGGACCCGGGAUGAUGGGCAUGGGUGGUUUCCCAGGCAUGAUGUAA
Messenger RNA from Neospora caninum, 966 nucleotides. RefSeq lists its product as hypothetical. The transcript has 2 exons. The record is from RefSeq and is a predicted model, not a curated record. NCBI's taxonomy places the organism in Eukaryota, Apicomplexa, Conoidasida, Eucoccidiorida, Sarcocystidae. Bases 1 to 966 code for a protein of 321 amino acids.